AUGGCAUGUCAUUGGGGAAACAUUGGAAUUUUCCAUGGCUGGAACCCCAGAAUGAGCAAAUACUCGCAGUAUCUCUUCAAAACCUCAAUGUUUGGGGAGAACAUGGCUGUGUUCUGUGGAGCUUCCGGAAACAAGUUUCUGUUCACCAACGAGAAAAAAUAUGUCAUCUCUUGGUGGCCUCGUUCUGUGGAAAAAGUUAUGUUAUCUCCUGAAACUCUUGAAAACUUUGUCCCAGAAGAUUAUAUUACACUACGGAGAGCCAUAGUUGAAUUUCUCAAGCCAGAAGCUCUUCAACAUUUCAUACCUAUCAUGGACUCCAUGGCAAAGGAACACUUGGAGACAUAUUGGUCUCCUUUCGGACAAGUCAAGGUUUUGCCUCUCUCAAUGAAGUAUAUCUUUGCAUUGGGUUGUAGGUUGUUUAUGAGUAUCACAGACCCCAAUUAUGUGACAACAUUGGCUGAUCUCUUUGCCCAUAUCAAAGAUGGUUUAAUGCAAAGUUAUUCAUCAGAAGCUUUUAGAAGCAUCCAACAGAGGAAGAAGGAGCAACUGCUAUCAGAGAAUAAUGUGACUGUUGCUCGUGACUUUAUAACUCACGCGCUUCCUGAAUUAGAUGAGAACAGCGGAUCAAUUAUGAACGACAUUUUGAUUGCUAGCAAAAUUAUGGGCUUACUUUUUGCUGGCCAUGAUACCACUAGUUCUGCUAUCACAUUCGUGUUGAAGUAUCUAGCAGACUUCCCUAAUGUUUACAAUGAAGUCUUAAAAGAGCAAAUGGAAAUUGCAAGAUCCAAGGGUCCUAUUGAACUUGAAGAAGAACACCACGGUGGAAUGAGCAGAGUAAAGAAGAAAGAAGGAAAGAUUAAAGGGGAGUCCACGUGUCAAAGAAGCAAGAAGAAGCAAGAAGAAGCAAAUAGAAGUGACAGAUGUCAGAUAGUAAUUGGGUGCAUUAAUAGUUAG
This is a messenger RNA of Quercus robur (English oak), 954 nucleotides long. Its product is annotated as beta-amyrin 28-monooxygenase-like. Gene Ontology annotation, biological process: sterol metabolic process. The coding region runs from base 1 to 954 and encodes 317 amino acids. Gene Ontology annotation, molecular function: iron ion binding; oxidoreductase activity, acting on paired donors, with incorporation or reduction of molecular oxygen; monooxygenase activity. The record is from RefSeq and is a predicted model, not a curated record. Lineage: Eukaryota; Viridiplantae; Streptophyta; Magnoliopsida; Fagales; Fagaceae. The transcript is spliced from 3 exons.